This is a messenger RNA of Penicillium cosmopolitanum, 1602 nucleotides long. RefSeq names its product putative cyclin-dependent protein kinase complex component. Lineage: Eukaryota; Fungi; Ascomycota; Eurotiomycetes; Eurotiales; Aspergillaceae. Gene Ontology annotation, molecular function: protein kinase binding; cyclin-dependent protein serine/threonine kinase regulator activity. The coding region runs from base 1 to 1602 and encodes 533 amino acids. Gene Ontology annotation, biological process: regulation of cyclin-dependent protein serine/threonine kinase activity. The transcript has a single exon. The record is from RefSeq and is a predicted model, not a curated record. Gene Ontology annotation, cellular component: cyclin-dependent protein kinase holoenzyme complex; nucleus.
AUGAGCGUUGUGAUCAUCCCCCACCACGUGUCGGAUCCCAUCGAUCGCAAGAUGCUGGGAGGUUACCAGGACGGAUACUCACGUCCUCGGGAUGGCUCUAGAUCGAGCUCCUCCAACACGACCCCCACCUCGACCGCCCCGCCAACCGUAGGCUCUGCUCGGCUUGCUGCGCAAUCCAACGAUGUCCCCGCCUACAUCAAUUCCCAAACUCCCACCUAUCACCCUCACUCUCACCCCCAAACCCCAGACUCCCACUUCCCUCCGCCGUCCAUGACCUCUCACUCUAGUUAUGGGAUUCAACCCGACCAUUCGUCUGCCUCCAACCCUCAACAUGCCUACGCCCACCAGUCCCAGCCGAGCCAUGCCUCAACCGACCAGGACAAUGACCACCCUAUGACCUCCGGCCCUUCGACCUACGCUCAAAACUCCCCCGAAUCCCCGCGAUUACACCCGACCUCCCGCUCCAUGCAAUCCGUACCUGGCUCCGAAGCCAACUCCCCGAGUCGGAUCCGUGUCCAGAGCUUGUCGCACAUCCAGAGUCUAGCCAGCGAAGACUUCCUCGCCCAGUCGCAGAGAUCACAUCUCCCCGGCCAUGGACUCCAACCGCGCAAAUAUGAGAUCAGCUCGAUGCCCGUCACUGAUAUCAUCGAGAUGGUCGCUGGCCUUCUCACCAAAAUUACCACCACCAACGAUAAACACCACGAGGAUAUCCAUCGCCACAUUCCACCUCCCGACGGGACAAGCAAUCUAAGUCCACAAGCGACCAGCGUUCUUGCCUUCCACGGCAAAAACGUUCCCAGCAUUACCAUCCUCAGCUAUCUCACCCGCAUACAUAAAUACUGCCCUACCACAUACGAGGUCUUCCUCAGUUUGCUGGUCUAUUUUGACCGUAUGACCGAGCUGGUCAACCAGGACCAGUCACAAAAUUGCUGGGAAGGCUCCUCGAUUGAACCAUCCGGAUCAUCCGACAGCCAACGUCAACGUCAACAACACCAACAUACACCGGAUCACGCGAUAGUAACCCCGCCAUCAUCCACGCGAAUGACCGCACAGGACCCAAAGAGUCCCAACUCCUCCAUAUCACCCGGUUUAUAUCCCCAAGGCGAAGACGGAAACCUCUCCCACUUUUUCGUCGUCGAUAGCUUUAAUAUUCAUCGACUGGUCAUCGCAGGCGUGACCUGCGCGAGUAAAUUUUUCUCCGACGUGUUCUAUACCAAUUCCCGAUAUGCAAAGGUACGUCAUUCAUCUCCACUCCAUCUCGGUAAAUGUUCAAUUCCACGCAAGGGACAUCCACUUAUUUUUUUUUCCGGAAUCAUGCAGGUCGGCGGCCUCCCAUUAGUAGAGCUGAAUCACCUUGAGCUCCAAUUCCUCCUGUUAAACGACUUCCGUCUCGCAAUCCCAGUUGAAGAACUGGAGGCCUACGGUACAAUGCUAGUAGAAUUCUACGCGCGGGAAGUUGUCGCGCAACAAGCCCAGGAGCGCGCGAUGGCCAUACCAAGAGCCAUCAACCCGUCCUCAGAUCCGCACUCAGAGGCCAUGUAUAUGCGCUCCUCCCGCGAUAAACGACAACCAGGUCUAGGGCAAACACCCACCCCGCCCUAA